GGGCGAGGAGGAGAAGCCCGAGCAGAUCGCUCGCUCGUAGCUCGAAUCGAAUCGGGAGGAGGCGACGGCGAGAGGAAGAAGAUGAAGGUUCGCGCGUCUGUGAAGCGGCUGUGCGCGUACUGCAAGGUGGUGAAGCGGCGGGGGAUCGUGUUCAUCCACUGCAAGGCCAACGCCAAGCACAAGCAGCGCCAGGGCUUCUCCACGCUCGCCGAGGCCGCAGCCGCCGCCGCCGGCGGCCACCACCCACCUCCGGCGCUCGCCAACACCUCCCCCGCUGUCGCCGCCGCCGUCGCAGAGGCCUCGAAGGUUGCUAAGCAAGAACCUUCUUUGAAGUUUUAUUGGCCUCUGGGUUUAGCUGCUCUGCUCAAGAACAGCGAUAAAUAAUGUACUAGCUUCUUGUUAUAUUGGUGCCAAGUGUAAGAAUUUAGUUGAAGAACCAACAAAGUUUGUGUAUCUGCAGUCAUCACAUCAGCUGAACUGAUCUUGUGAUGGAAUAACAUCAGCAUACCUAUUACUUUGUCAUCUAAAAAUGUUUGCUUUUUUC
This is a messenger RNA of Oryza brachyantha (malo sina), 544 nucleotides long. RefSeq lists its product as uncharacterized. Gene Ontology annotation, biological process: translation. The record is from RefSeq and is a predicted model, not a curated record. The transcript is spliced from 2 exons. The coding region runs from base 82 to 384 and encodes 100 amino acids. NCBI's taxonomy places the organism in Eukaryota, Viridiplantae, Streptophyta, Magnoliopsida, Poales, Poaceae. Gene Ontology annotation, molecular function: structural constituent of ribosome. Gene Ontology annotation, cellular component: ribosome.